This is a messenger RNA of Plasmodium malariae, 4068 nucleotides long. RefSeq names its product isoleucine--tRNA ligase, putative. Gene Ontology annotation, molecular function: ATP binding; tRNA binding; isoleucine-tRNA ligase activity. Bases 1 to 4068 code for a protein of 1355 amino acids. Gene Ontology annotation, biological process: isoleucyl-tRNA aminoacylation. The record is from RefSeq and is a predicted model, not a curated record. Lineage: Eukaryota; Apicomplexa; Aconoidasida; Haemosporida; Plasmodiidae. The transcript has a single exon.
AUGUUUCUAAGAAAAAUUAAUCAUAAGAAAUUAAAAGUAGAUAAAAUAGUAGCACGAAGUGGAAACAUACUUUCAGCAAAAAAGAGGCUCACCAGGAAUAUAUCCCAAGUUAGAAGUAUUACUCACGUUAGAAACAUUUGCUACAUCAGUGUUAUUUCACACAGAGAAGAAAAAGGGUUUCGUGGCAAAAAGAAAAGAGGACAGGGAAGUAUAGCACCUGUACUAGUUAUUGCACCAAUUGGGACAAUUGCACGGAUUGCAACUACUGUACCGAUUGGUAAUAUUGCACCCAUUGCAACUGCAUUGUUUGCGGCACCUGUGGCAGCUUUUCUUAACCCGGAAAAGAGGGAUCAGAGGGACAGCAUGACGGCCCUAACGUUCGAAUGCGUAUCGGAAAGCCCGAAUAUUGUGGAAGAAGAGGAGAAGAUAUUAAAAUAUUGGAAAGAAAUAGAUGCUUUCAACUUAUCAAAUAAGUUAUCACAGAAUAAGAAGCCAUAUAUCUUUUAUGAUGGUCCUCCAUUUGCUACAGGACUACCACACUAUGGUCAUUUACUAGCAGGUAUAAUAAAAGAUUGUGUGACAAGAUACAAUUAUCAGUGUAACUAUUAUGUUGAAAGAAGAUUUGGAUGGGACUGCCAUGGGUUACCUAUUGAAUAUGAAAUAGAAAAAGAAAAUAAUAUAAAUAAAAAAGAGGAUAUCAUAAAAAUGGGUAUAGAUGUAUAUAAUGAAAAAUGUCGAAAUAUAGUUUUAAAAUAUUCAAAUGAAUGGAUAAAAACUGUAGAAAGAAUAGGAAGAUGGAUUGAUUUUAAAAAUGAUUAUAAAACUAUGGAUACUACUUUUAUGGAAAGUGUUUGGUGGGUUUUUAGUGAAUUAUAUAAAAGAGGCUUUAUAUAUAAAUCUUUUAAAGUUAUGCCAUAUUCUUGUAAAUGUAAUACACCCAUAUCUAAUUUUGAGUUAAAUCUUAAUUAUAAAGAUACACCGGACCCUAGCGUAAUUAUUGGCUUCAUUUUGUCGUCAUCUUUUCCUCAUGUUGAAGAAGAUUAUUCUAAAGAUGAAGAUAAGCAGGAGCUGCUUCAAAAGUAUGCCAUUUUUUACGAUCCCUAUUUUAAUGCCCAUGCCAGAGGUGGCAGCACUGCACCAGGUGCUGCCACUGCCGCUGAUACCGCAUUCAAUACAAAUAAUUGCAGUGAGAAGAGGGAACCAUCUGCUGGAACACACGUUAACAACGUGGAUAAUGUACCAAGUUUUAGUGGUGAAGGCCUUCCAAACGAGGUCCUUGCAUGGACUACCACCCCAUGGACUCUUCCGUCGAACUUGGCUCUGUGUGUAAAUGAAAAUUUCACCUACCUGAGAAUACAAAAUAGAGAGUGUAAGCGUAUUAUGAUUGUAGGUGAGUGCAGGUUAGACUGGAUUAUAAAAGAGCUCAAGAUAAAUCCAGAAAAUAUAUGCAUAUUAAACAGAUUUAAAGGGAAGUAUUUAAAAAAUUUAAAAUAUAAACCAUUAUUCAAUGAAUUCUAUGAAAGGUAUAAUUUUAAAGAAAGAGCUUACAAGAUUUUAGCAGACGACUUUGUUACAGAUGAUGUAGGUACUGGUAUAGUACACUGUGCUCCGUCAUAUGGUGAAGACGAUUUUCGUAUAUGUAAAGAUAACGAAAUAAUUGAUCCUGAGAAGUCCAUUUUAGUAGAUCCCUUAGAUGAAAAUGGGUUCUUUACAGAAGAGAUAGAAUUAGUAAAGAAUAUGUAUUUAAAAGAUGCAGAUAAUAUUAUUAAAAAAUAUUUGAAAGAACAAAAUAGACUUUUGAGUAAUAACACCAUUGUGCAUUCAUAUCCAUUCUGCUGGAGAAGUGAUACUCCAUUAAUUUAUAGAGCUAUUCCUGCAUGGUUUGUUAGGGUUAGCAGUGUAUCGAAAAAUUUAUUAAAAAAUAAUGAUGUGACUUACUGGAUACCUGCACAUGUUAAGGAAAAAAAAUUCCACAAUUGGAUUAAGGAUGCAAAAGAUUGGUGUAUUAGUAGGAACAGGUAUUGGGGUACACCAUUACCAUUGUGGUGUGACGAAAAGAUGGAAACGAUUAUAUGUAUUGGAAGUAUAAAGCAAUUAGAAGAGUUAUCUGGAGUAAAAAACAUUACUGAUUUACAUAGACAUCAUAUAGAUAAGAUUGAAAUUGAUAAUCCAAAAGGAAAGCAUUUACCAAAACUGAAGAGAAUAGCAGAAGUAUUUGACUGUUGGUUUGAAAGUGGUUCUAUGCCCUUUGCAAAAGUUCACUAUCCAUUUAGUACAAAAAAAGAAAGUCUAGAAAAAAUUUUUCCAGCUGAUUUUAUUGCAGAAGGAUUAGAUCAAACGAGGGGAUGGUUCUAUACUCUUUUGGUUGUAAGCACUCUAUUAUUUGAUAAAGCUCCUUACAAAAAUUUAAUAUGUAACGGUCUUGUUCUAGCAUCAGAUGGGAAAAAAAUGAGUAAAAGAUUAAAAAAUUAUCCUGAUCCCGUUUAUAUUCUUAAUAAAUAUGGAGCGGACAGCUUGAGACUGUACUUAAUAAACUCAGUAGCAGUGCGUGCUGAAAAUUUAAAAUUCCAGGAAAAGGGCGUUAAUGAAAUUGUCAAAAGUUUUAUCCUUCCCUUCUACCAUAGCUUUCGUUUCUUUGCGCAGGAGGUUACCAGAUUUGAAAGUAGGGCAAAUGGUAGCACCAGUGGAACAGAUGACGGUAUCGGUACUAUGUGCUGCACCAAAUUUGUGUUCUCUGAACAGUGCAUAUACCAGAAUGACAAUAUCAUGGACCAAUGGAUCUUUUCUUGCAUACAGAAUUUAAUAAGGUGUGUGCACGAGGAGAUGAGGGCAUAUAAGUUGUAUAAUGUUCUUCCAAAGCUUUUACAUUUUAUUGAAAAUUUGACUAAUUGGUAUAUACGAUUGAAUAGAGACAGAAUGAGGGGAAGUUUAGGACAAAAGAAUUGUUUGCAAGCAUUGAACACAACAUACAAAACGCUCUAUUUAUUCACUAUCAUCAUGGCUCCUUUUACUCCCUUCAUUUCGGAAUACAUAUAUCAGCAGCUUAGAAAUGUCCAUGGGGGGAAGCACCAACAGGAAUUAGAUCAGACGAAGCAGGUGCAAUCGAAUCACACGCAGGAUGCCAAAGGAAGAAGCACUCCUUCGCUAGUGAAUAACACAUGCAGAGAUGUCCAUUGCAAUGAAGUAAGUGGUUUUGAUAACAAAAAAGAUGUGUCCAAUAUUUCGUGUACAGAAGAAAUGGACAGGAGUAAGAGUGUCCAUUUUAUGAUGCUGCCAAAAGUAGAUGAACACUACACAAUAAAUUAUGAAAUUAUUGAGCUAAUUGAAAAUAUGAAGAACGUUAUAAUAAUGGGUAGGAUACUAAGAGAAAAGAGAAAAACAGCAAAUAAGAAACCUCUAAAGUUAUUAACAAUAGUGCAUAAGGAUUCUAAAUUUUUUAAUAAUUUUGAUAAAAUUACUCAUUAUAUAAAAGAAGAAUUAAACGUUCUAAAUGUUGACUAUUCCAAUGAUGUAAGCUGCCUUACCUUUACAGCAGUUCCUAAUUUUAAGAAAUUAGGUACUAAACUAGGUGCGAACUUAAAAAGUAUACAAAAUAAAAUAAAAGAUAUGACUGUAGAAGAAAUUAAAAAAUAUGAACAAGAAAGAAAAAUACUAAUUGAUCAGGUUUUAUUACAAGAUGAUGAUAUACUCAUUCAAAUGAAACAUAAUCUUCAAGAUAUAAAUAUAGAAGCUAUGAGUAAUGACUCUAUCACUAUCUUAAUGGACUUUACAGCAGAUGCACAAUUGGAAGAUAUGGCUAAUGCUAGAGAAAUAUGUAAUCAUAUACAAAAAAUAAGAAAAAAUUUAUCUUUAAUUCAAAACUCACCCAUUCAAAUGCAUAUCUUUAUAUCAGAUGAAGAAUUUAAAAAAAGUAUGAUAAAGGAAAUAGAAUAUAUUAAGAAAUGCCUUAGACGUAAUUUAAAUCUUUUUAGUACCAUGGAGGAUGUUGAACAUGUCAAAAAUAAAUUCCAUGAGGAACAUAUAAAAGUAAAUCAUAAGGAUGUAACUGUUGUAUUUACCAAGGAGUAG